Messenger RNA from Closterium sp. Naga37s-1, 2049 nucleotides. The record is from the annotation of a GenBank genome assembly. Lineage: Eukaryota; Viridiplantae; Streptophyta; Zygnematophyceae; Desmidiales; Closteriaceae.
AUGUCCUGUCCCCUGGCUGUACCCAACGUCCCCUCCCGCACGACGACCCAUACGAAGCAUGCCAACGUAGACGACCCUUUCCCAGCAGAUGGCAACGUACUGCAGCUGGUGGAAACGUUUGUGAACAAGUCGCUGACCCAAAGUGGUGACACGCGCUGCGAGCCCGUGAUGUGGGCCAUGGGGGAGGACUUCUCGCACGCCAAUCAGAUGUUGCCAACAUCCCCACAUGUGCCCCCACCACCCAACCCAACCCCCCCUCUCCCUUGCCAGGAUAACCCAUAUGAAGCAGACGCUAACAUAGUGCAGCUGGUGGAAACGUUUGUGAACAAGUCGCUGACCCAGGCGGGUGACACGCGCAGCGAGCAUGUGAUGUGGGCCAUGGGGGAGGACUUCUCGCACGCCAAUGCUGCCCUGUGGUUCAAGAACCUGGACAAGCUGAUUCACUAUGUGAACCUGGACGGCCGGGUGAACGCCCUCUACUCCACGCCCUCACGCUACCUCAAUGCCAAGCACCGCAGCAACCUCUCCUGGUCGCUCAAGCAAGGAGACUUCCUUCCGUACGCGAGUGGUUCUAUUGAGUACUGGACGGGGUACUACUCAAGCCGCCCGGCCUUCAAGGGCUAUGCUCGCAUGUGUAGUAGCCUGCUGCAGGCAGCCACGCUCCUAGAAGCAUCAGUGGGCAGGUCCAACCUCCAAGCCUGGGGUAACCAAACCUCACGCCUCGUAGUGCCUGUGCUGCUCUCCACCAACCUCUCUGCCAUCCACGCCCCCUCGCCCCCGCCCUCCCGUCUCGCCUCGACGUUCCCUCUGGAGGAGGCAGUGGCAGUGGCACAGCACCACGAUGCCAUCACAGGCACGGCGAAGCAGCAUGUGAAUGACGACUACACACUGCAGCUCCAUACAGCAGCACAGGAGGCAUCUGUGAUAGUGACCUCGUCGCUCACUCACCUCAUCACUCAGGGCGCACUGAACCUCCAACCCACUGCUGCCGCCACUCCUGCUGCUCCUGCUGCUCGCAGCACAGGCGAACGUGCUGCUCCUGUGCCUUCCGGUGGCACCAAGGCACUCUAUAACGAGACAGGGAAAACGGGCAGUGCAGGCAUGGACGAUGUGCUGAGACUUGGCCUUGACUUCCAGCUGUGCCCGCUGCUCAACAUCUCCUACUGCCCGCCCACGCACAGCCCUAUUCCCCCCGGCACCACGCUGGUCAUUGCUGCAUACAACCCCCUCGGUUGGGCGCGAGACGAGAUCAUCCGCAUUCCUCCCCCUCCUUUCCCGCUCUUCCUUCCCCACCAUUUCCCCCUUCCGCCUCUCUCUUCCCUGUCAAGCCCACCCUGUGCCAUCUCCCACCUCUCCACUAGCUCACUUCACGCCACGCCUCCUCUCCUCCCGGUCUUCCAACCCCAGGUCUCCUCCCCUGCAGUCAUUGUGACUGACGCCCAUGGCAAUGUCGUUCCCUCACAGGCCAUUCCCGAGGUCCUGGUUCCGUGGGAGACCCCGCCCCCCAACACCCCCGGCGCUGCAGUCACGAGCACUGAGUGGCAGGCACGUGUGCAGCCGGAAACAGGGGGUGGGGAGUGGGGCAAGGGGGAGGAGGCGGGUGAGGGAGAGGAGGGACGGGGGGAAGGGGGUAAGGAGGGGAAGGAAGUAGGGGAGGAAGAGGGGGUGGAGAGAGAAAGUGUGAUCGAAGAGGAGGAGGGUGAAGGGGUUGGUGGUGGUGAUUUGAUUGUGCUGGGAGGCUGGGAUGGGGCUGCUGCUGGCGGUGCUGGCGGUGCUGGCGGUGCUGGCGGUGCCGGCGUUGCUUCUGCUGCUACUGAUGGGAAGGGGGGUACCAACUCUGGGAGCACAGCGCCAAGGAGCACAGCGCCAGGGGGCUCUCCUGCACCGAGUGUGUUGCGAGUACUUUUCUCAAAGGCAGCGUAUGGCAUGACUCGCCUGCAACUGCUUGGCCGCAACCAGCAGGGAAACGAGACAGUGGUAAGAUGCUGCACUGCGGAUUGUUUCUCUGUGCGCUUCUUCCUGUUUGCUGGGAGCAUUCUUUUGCAUUGA